AAGGGAAAUUGCAGUUUAAAAACGCAGUUAACACGCGCUGCGUGGGAGCCCUUAGUCAACAUGCGGCACUCUGUGCUUAAACAUCCGUUCGAAUGCGAUCGAAACAUUUUGAGCCUGUUGAAGGCGAAGCGGAGGCAGCGACGCGCCGCAGUUGAGAAAAAGUGGCGCUGCGCUGCCAAUGCUGAGGACUUGGAGCAGCUCGACACAUUCCAUCGUGCCGUACGGCCAUAUUUGUGCCUGGCCCAGGUGUUUGGCAUGAUGCCGCUGGCAAAUGUGCUCAGUCGAAGUCCUCACCGGGUUCAAUUUCAGCUACGCUCAUAUGCCACCUGUUUGUCAGUGCUGUUUCUUCUGCUAGGAGGCGUGAAGACCAUGCGCUUAGCAACAAAACUUAUUCAAGGCGGCCUAAAUGCCAAGAGCAUGGUGAGCGUCGUUUUCUUUACGAGUGGAAUGGUAAUCUGUGUGAGUUUUAUUUCUUUGGCGCGCGGUUGGUCUCGCCUGAUUGUGCCCUGGACCGGCAUCGACAUUAUAAUGCUCUUCCCGCCAUAUGAAAAAAUGAAAUAUAGUCUUCGACGGAAGUUGCUUAUCGCUGGAUGCUCUGUGGGAUGUCUGACACUGCUGGAGCAUUGGCUGUAUUACGCAUCGAGCUAUACUAAUUUUCGAAUACAAAUUAUGAGAUGUCAACCGAAUGCUACUCAGAUACCCUUUAAGGAGUACAUGAUGAAGGAAUUCGCCGAUAUUUUCGAAUUGGUGCCCUACAAUUACAUCUUUAUAUUCUAUGCCUUUUUUCUGAAUGGCACAUUCACUUUGAUCUGCAACUUCAUGGACACGUUUAUAAUUUUGAUAAGCCUUGGCUUAUCCCAACGAUUUCAGCAGAUGGCCACGCGCGUUUUGAAUGCCGUCGAACGGUAUGUGCCUGAUGUCGAGUGGCAUGAAAUACGCAUGCAUCACAUACUCUUGUGUGAGCUCAUGGAUUUGGUUGAGGCUAAUAUGUCGAAUAUCGUUUUGAUCUCCUGCUUGAGCAACAUCUACUUUAUAUGCAAUAAGCUGUUGACCAUAUUUACUAAGCUCCAUUAUCCCAUCAACUACGCCUACUACUGGUACAGUUUGCUCUAUUUGCUGUGUCGCACCUGCGCCGUUUUCAUCUGCGCCUCAAAAAUUCACGAAGCUUCGUUGCUACCUCUGACGGCCCUCUCCAUGGUGUCUAGUGAACACUGGACCGCGGAGGUGCAGCGUUUCAGCCAUCAGCUGGGCAGUCACUACAUAGGACUCUCCGGCUUGGGUCUGUUUCAUCUGACGCGCAGGAGUUUCUUUGGUAUGAUGACGACAUUGGUGUACUAUGAGUUUAUGCUAUUACAAUUGGAUGCCAAGAACAACAAGGAUGAUCUGUCCAAUCUGUGUGGGUGA
This is a messenger RNA of Drosophila navojoa, 1404 nucleotides long. RefSeq names its product Gustatory receptor 61a (gene Gr61a). The record is from RefSeq and is a predicted model, not a curated record. Gene Ontology annotation, cellular component: membrane. Gene Ontology annotation, biological process: sensory perception of sweet taste; detection of chemical stimulus involved in sensory perception of taste. Gene Ontology annotation, molecular function: sweet taste receptor activity. Lineage: Eukaryota; Metazoa; Arthropoda; Insecta; Diptera; Drosophilidae.